Cannabis sativa is the source of this 2298-nucleotide messenger RNA. Its product is annotated as probable protein phosphatase 2C 40. Gene Ontology annotation, molecular function: protein serine/threonine phosphatase activity. The transcript is spliced from 5 exons. Bases 572 to 2113 code for a protein of 513 amino acids. NCBI's taxonomy places the organism in Eukaryota, Viridiplantae, Streptophyta, Magnoliopsida, Rosales, Cannabaceae. The record is from RefSeq and is a predicted model, not a curated record. Gene Ontology annotation, biological process: protein dephosphorylation.
UCGUAUUUGGGUUUUGAGAAGAAGAAAGAAGAAGAGUUCAAAUUAAAAAAAAAAAAAAAAAAAACUGGUAUUACCGGUGGAGAGAGAAAGAGAGAAAGACUGAGUGGUGGUGACAGUGAAAUAGACCACACCACACCAUAGCCCACAACGCCUACCUCCACGCCAAACCAACCAAACUAAAUUCUUCUAAACUUAGCAAACCCCAUUCUUAACCAUCCAUUUUCUGCGUAUGCCACCCACACCCAGAUACAGAUUCUCCACUAAACUAAAAAAACCACCUUUCUCUCUCUCUAACUCAGAUCCGUUUCUGCUUUCUUACAGCUCAUAUAUAUAUGUAUUCAUCUUCUUCUUCCUUUUCCAUUCAUAACCCAUUAUUACUCUAAUAUUAUUUCUUUUGCUAUAUUACUUUUAUUGUCAUUGCUUCCUCUGCUCUGCUCUUCUUCAGAGACCGAUACACUAGGCCUGAUAUAAUGCAUAUUGAAGUAAAUUUGGAAGCCUGAAUUUGCAUAUACAAUCUUUCCAUGAAGUAGUUAUGAAUCUCUGAAAGGCUGUAAUUGUGCAAGGGGAAAUCAUGAUCAAACCAGAGGGAGAACUCAAAGUGAGCUUUGGCUAUCAGUGCUAUGGUAAUAGAGGCAGCCCUAAUGAGCUAUCCGGUGGAUAUGAAUUCGUGCCUGGAGGAAUCCAAAGGACUGGCAGUUUCUCAUGCUUGUCUGGUGCUGCUAUAAGUGCUAAUGCUACUCUUGCUAAUACAAAUAUCUGUAAUGGCUUAAUAGGGGAAGAAAUACUUCCUAGUUUGGACUCUCCUAAUUCAUUCCGGAAGGUUUCCUCCUCCCCAAGUCUUUCAAGGUUGGAUAUGUUAUCAUCUUCCCUCCCAAAUAGUAUGUCGAACUUAAGUUGUAGCCCGUCCACUCCAACCGAACUGCAUGACUAUGAUUCUAAUCCAUUUAGCUCUAUGAGUGCUCCAUCUAGAAAUGAGGGCUUUCUUAAUCCUAUGGAAGUACAGGUGGCUGGAGGAGCUGCUGGUGAAGAUCGGGUUCAAGCCGUUUGUUCUGAAGAAAAUGGAUGGCUCUUCUGUGCCAUUUAUGAUGGUUUUAAUGGAAGAGAUGCAGCUGAUUUCCUUGCAGGGACAUUGUAUGAUACUAUUAUAUUUCACUUUAGCUCAUUAGACUGGGUACAAAAUCAAAAAUUUAUUGAAGCUUCAGAUUGUCCAGACUUGGAUGGUUCUUCUCAUUAUGUUCCAGGUGAUAGUAACUUUGUAAACAAGGAUUCGUGCAGUGAUAUUUCUAAAAGUAGGACAUACCCUGAACUUCAAAAGUCACCCGAGUCAUUUAGGCAAGAAGUGCUUGAUAGUCUUCAACGCGCUCUUAAUCAGGCUGAGUCUGACUUCCUCUAUAUGGUUGAGCAGGAAAUGGAGGAUCGUCCAGAUUUGGUUUCUAUUGGGUCCUGUGUUCUCAUUGUGUUUCUUCAUGGAGAAGAUUUAUACACAUUAAAUUUAGGUGAUAGCAGAGCUGUAUUGGCGACAGACUGCAAGGAUGAUGACUUGAAUGGGAGUAAGAAACUGAAAGCUAUCCAGCUUACCGAGAGUCAUACAGUUGAUGAAGAGGAUGAACGAAAUCGAGUUUUGUGUGAGCAUCCUGAUGAUCCUAUGACCAUAGUAGGUGGUAAAGUAAAAGGGAAAUUGAAGGUUACCCGUGCAUUUGGGGUUGGUUACUUGAAAAAGAAAAUUCUGAAUGAUGCACUGAUGGGAAUUCUUCGAGUUCAAAACCUUAUGAGUCCCCCAUAUGUUUCCACUCAACCAUCGUUGAAUGUGCAUAGGAUUUCAAAAUCUGACCAAUUUGUUAUAAUUGGUAGCGACGGGUUGUUUGACUUCUUUAGCAAUGAUGAGGCAGUAGAGCUCGUGAGGUACUAUAUCGCCAGAAACCCUUACGGUGACCCUGCUAAGUUUCUAGUGGAGCAGCUUGUAAUUAAAGCAGCAAACCGUGCAGGCUUCAGUAUGGAAGAAUUGAUGGAUAUUCCAGCAGGUAGGAGGAGGAAAUAUCAUGAUGAUGUAACUGUUAUGGUGAUCAACCUUGGAUCAAACCAACGCACUACAAAGGCAUCAACCUGCAUAUGAUUUUUUAUUUUUAUAUAUAUAUAUAUAUUUUUUCCCUUUUCUGAAUUAGAAUUUGUAGUUUCAGGUUUUGUACAUGCUGUAAUUUUCAGGUUUAGUACAUUUCCUUUUCUUACUUUCAUUCCAGUUUUCGUUUUUAUAGUUUUCAAAUUGUAUAUAAAGAAUGCAAUGAACAAUUGCUUUUGGUA